Molecule: messenger RNA, 1051 nt
Organism: Daphnia pulicaria
Lineage: Eukaryota; Metazoa; Arthropoda; Branchiopoda; Diplostraca; Daphniidae
Product: serine/threonine-protein kinase/endoribonuclease IRE1-like
Exons: 3
Coding region: 108-983 (291 amino acids)
Biological process (GO): protein phosphorylation; IRE1-mediated unfolded protein response; intrinsic apoptotic signaling pathway in response to endoplasmic reticulum stress
Cellular component (GO): IRE1-TRAF2-ASK1 complex
Molecular function (GO): ATP binding; RNA endonuclease activity; protein serine/threonine kinase activity
Source: RefSeq, a predicted model, not a curated record
AAUUCUGUCUAAUCUUAAAUUUGUUACCGAGUUCAGUAAUCGUCGCUUCAGCUCGACUCUAUAGUUUGUUUAAAACUACUUGAACGGUUUUGCUUAAGGUUGUUCGAAUGUUGUCAGCAACAACAGAGAAUGAACCAUCCACUCCAAAACUACUUGGUAAAGGGGCUUUCGGUAUUGUUUACGAAGGAAAAUGGAAUGGAGUGAAAGUUGCCAUCAAACGGAUAGACAAGACGGAAUUUCUAGCGUCUGAUGGAUCCAUCACCAACGCUACAACUGCUGGACAACGAAGUGAGGAAGAGGUCAUGAAAAAACUGGACCACCCUAACGUGCUCAAACUACUUCACGUCGAAAUCGAUAAGAAUUUCAAAUAUUUCUAUCUUGAAUUGUGUCUGGCCACCAUUGGAGAUUACUGCAAGGGAAAGUACGCUGGGCCCAUGCCACCGGAAGCAAAUUCUUUACAUCAAAUGGCCAGUGGAUUGGCUUACAUUCAUUCAAUCGGGUUAGUACAUCGAGACAUCAAAGAGGACAAUGUUCUGAUAUACAAAUCGGCCGAAGAUUGCAUCUGGCUCAAGAUUUCAGAUUUCGGCUUGUGUAAGCUAACAUCGGCUAGUGGUAGCUACUCGAUGAGAAGUGGCGUCAAGGGAAAUCAAAAGUUCUUUUCGCCCGAACUCCUUCAACUAGCCGACCAGCAGGCUAGGAGUUUCGAUAGCGUAGUUCAUCAGAGAAGUAACGUGUCGUCCGACGUCUUCGCGCUGGGCUGUCUCUUUCACAGUUACUUGACUAAAGGGAAACAUCCUUUCUCCGAUUCACGAGGAUCAUUCUUUAUCCCGAUCAAUAUUCUGGAAGGAAAAUUCCACCUCGACGAUCAAAUCAACACGACUUUCCGGCUCGUAAUCACCGGAAUGAUUAUUCUUAAUCCUGAAACACGCUGGAGUUUGGAUGCCGUCGAAGUACAAUUAAAACCUCAUCUAACAACAAAUUGAUCAAUUUAAUAAAUUAGCACCGAUUAGGAAUAUCGUGCACAGAUAAAAAUACAAACUUUCCCUAUUAC